Leptinotarsa decemlineata (Colorado potato beetle) is the source of this 1829-nucleotide messenger RNA. RefSeq names its product Inositol 1,4,5-triphosphate kinase 2 (gene IP3K2). Gene Ontology annotation, cellular component: cytoplasm; nucleus. Lineage: Eukaryota; Metazoa; Arthropoda; Insecta; Coleoptera; Chrysomelidae. The record is from RefSeq and is a predicted model, not a curated record. Gene Ontology annotation, biological process: inositol phosphate biosynthetic process; phosphatidylinositol phosphate biosynthetic process. Gene Ontology annotation, molecular function: inositol hexakisphosphate kinase activity.
UUGAUUCACAUUGGUAAACAGCACUCGCUCUCGUGUUUAAAUAAAACCCUGGUGUUAGUUGAUAAAUAAUGAUAACGAGAGUCGAGUAGUUGAAUUAGUCGUUGGAAACCCACCGGGAAUCGUAAUGUCGGCUUCUAAUUGGAAUCGGUUGUUUACGGAGAUUUUAAAAAUUCGUGGUGUUGUGUUACUGUGGAUAAUCCGGGUGUUCUAGUUCUGUUGCGCUGAAGAUGGAUUGUCAAGUAGAAACGUGGAUGUUUUGGAAUUGCGUUUCAGUGGAUUUUGGUCCCGCCAGGGUGAGGACCCAACACCCUGGAUAUUCGGCAGGGUAGACGAAGCGUUAUUCUCACCACGCAAAGAAUUCGACAAAUUUCAUUCAUCCAGAGCAAACGUUGUAUAUUUUCAAGAAAUUAUCGGCACCACCGGUAUAAUGCAAGACGAAGAUUUACGCAAAGUUCUCGAAGAAAAAGCUAAGCGGCACCGCGAUUAUUACGAAUCUUUACUAGGAAACGAUAAAUCGAAACACGUUACUUCUGCUACCAAUCAAGAGAUGGCGAAUACUGUUACGCAGCGUGAUGACAUUACAAGCGAUGGCGAUGGUGUGAAUUCUUCUGUUACCGAUGAUGAAUCUAAGACAGGUAAUCAAGGGUCGCUUGAACGAAAAUAUAGGCAAAGACGACGGGGUGUCUAUGAACUAACAGGCACCGUGGAUGAUUCUUUCACACGAUUCCAAAGUGUGAAGCAACUUCGAGAAAAUUACAUGGCGAUGCUGGAAAAGACGUACAAACAGUUAUCAGUAGAUGAUAAGCAAACCGAUUCCGUGGAAAAAGAAAAAUCAGAACUGCUCGUACCACCUUCUAGUGGGUACUGCAGCUCGUCGGCUUCUGGAGCUAGUGAUGACGAAAGGGAGAAGAAUUGGGUUCAGAAAAAAAUACCUGUAAGAAGGAGUGCAAGUUCGGAUUCAGCUGUGCACAGUGAUGAAGAGGGACCUAUUGUUUUCAACUGGGGUGACAAAAAAGAAGAAGACGUGAGUAUUGAAGUUUUUCGAAGGAGUCCCUACAGCCCACGAUCGUCCAUCGACCAUUCCAAUGUGCCCAGCAGGAUGAUCAUCCCAGCUCAGUUUGUACCUCUACCCAUCAAUAGGAAGUUCAGUGUGGAUUGUGUGAGUGUCGUGCAUUCAGACGAUGUUAGUGACAGUCGGAGACAAAGUUGUUUCAGUGAAGGUGAUGAACAACCCCGGUAUCGGUUUUGGAGAACCCCCUCCAUCGUUGUAAGUGACUAUUCGGACGACAUCUUGGGCCUCACCUUAGAGGAUAUUGAAUAUAUUCGCAGUAAGAGAAAUUCUAUUUCUCCGGAUUCGAGUUUACACAGUUCCUGCAGUAAUUUGAACUAUUGUGGUUCUUCCAUUAGCGGACUUGAAGGGGAUUUUGUUUUGAGCAAGCCUUACAGAAAAUCUUCGAAUUGUUCGACUUGUUCUACUUUGAGCGACGAGGAUGAAACAGGCCAGGAAGUGAAUUUGCAUCCACUGAGAAAAGAGAAAAUACCCUGUACCCUAAUCGGUCACCUUCAAGAUCGCCGUCCCCAUCAUCCGAUACUUCGCCUAGAUUGGGAAGACGAGGCAGCAGUUUCAGAAGGAGUACUAGCCCAUCAAGUCCUGUUUUCGGAUCUAGAAGAGGUUCGGCCAGCGGGUAUGAGCAGUAUCAAAGGAGUUUGUUGGAGGUUCCCAUUUGCAUCGAUUAUGGGGAUCCAUCUAGUGACGAUUUGAGUUCUGAAUGGGAUUCGGACGCUCCCGAAUCACGAAAAGAAACAUCUUCGAAGGUAUACCAGAAUUA